AUGUUCGUGCAGAAAAAAAAGCUGAUUGAACAUGUGCUGGCAAUGCGUGGCGAAGGGGCCAGCAGUGAUGAAGAAGAGGAAGAAGAGGACCAGGGAGAUAUUUUGCAGCGCCGACGCGAAGAAUGCGAACGCAAGGCCCGCCGUGGGGAGAUGGAUCCCCGACUGGAGUUCACCUUCCAGUUGUUGAUCGACGCCACUCAGUUGCCCAGACAUCAGCUCAUGGAUUACAUAUUCGAAGGGGAUAUGCUCGAUGAAAUCAAUCAGCUAUUUUUGCCGAAUAUGAAAAACAAGCUGCUCUGGUUUUAUCAGGAAGUGGAUGAACCGGAGCCUACACCGACUCCAGACGCAAAUAAGCCGGGACCGUCAAGAAGUGGCAUUGCAUCCAGCAGUUCUAAGACGCCGCAAGGUGGCGCCUCUCCGAGUGGUAUGCCUCCGCCAAAGCAAAAGAAGUUAUUCCUGACGGAUGGUUGGACCUGCGCCUUUACAGGUGUUUGUAUUUAUAUCUUUCGAGUGAAUACGUCCAAGCAGCUUCCGGAAGAGGGAUUCCAAAAGGAUUUGUACUGUGGUGUAAUCGAUGCCAAGAACAUUGGCCUGGUCACUUCCAUUGAGCGAAUCGUUGAGUUUGUAUUCAUGCAGGCCCUGGCCUUUCCCAGUUUGGAAGGCGAUGAGGAGGACGUUAGCUGCGGUCUUAUCAAAGGGCAGCUCCUUCCAGGACUGCGAUCAUUCUGCAGUGCGUUGCGCGUCUGCGAGCAGGUGUGCGAUCAUCACAACGUAUUUGCCGAUGGCUGCGAUAUGUUUGAGAAAAUCGAUCUGGUGGAUGAGGUCAAAGACAUGUCCAAGAACCAAGAGUUUUGCACACAGCUCGAGGAACGUGUCAAUAACUGGACCAAGGGGAUAUUGAAAAUCCUUGGCGAAAGCGAACAGCUCCGUAAGGAGAACGAUCACAGUGGUCCACAGGACGAGCUGGAGUACUGGAAGAAACGUGGCGCGCAGUUCUCACAGCUUCUGGCCCAUUUGCAAGACAAAGAAGUGCAGUUUACUCUGCAUUGUCUUUUUUUGGCGGGCUCCCGCAUUAUUAGGCAAUGGAAGGAAACCGAUCGUAAAAUAACCUUUUGCUAUAAUGAGGCGCGGGACAAUUCCAAGUUUAUACAAGCCAUGGAAACGUGCUGUCACUCGCUGUACCUGGACGACCCUGUAAGCAUGAAGGAGUCCAUCUUAAGUCUACUGCAAACGGUGCGACUGAUUUACAGUGUAUCCCAGUUCUACAAUACAUCAGAAAGAACAUCAGCACUGAUGGUUAAAAUAACAAACCAAAUGAUCGAGACCUGCAAGUCCUACAUUACUUGUCGUUGCAAGGAGACUAUUUGGUCCCAGGAUCGCAGCUUAAUUCGAACAAAACUCAGCAACUGCAUUAAACUGAACCACAUUUACCACGAGACGUACUACACGGUGCGCGAGCAGCCGUUUCUGCCCAAUCAGACACCAUUUGGGUUCUCCGAGAACUUUGUCUUUGGAAAAUUCGAUACAUUCUGCGAGCGCCUUUCGAAAAUUAUAAACAUGUUCAACCUGAUCGAUGACUACAACCAUUUGUUCGAGCGUCGCCUGGAGGGCCUUCUGCUGGGGGAGGCCUUGGAGGAUGCCUCUAAUCAUUUCGAAGAGGCCAAAAAGGAGGUUAUUUCGAAGAAAUAUGACUACCUAGAUCAUCGAAACUCCAACUUCAAUGACGAUUUUGAGAGGUUUAUAAACAAAACCAACUCCCUAAAGGAUACCAUAGCCACGCUGAUUGAAAAGGACUUUGACACGGUCUGGGAGACGCCGCAGUGCAUACGGUUUUUAGUGCGUUUCGAAAAAGUUAGCGAGAAAAUUCCCCUGACCAAGAUGGAUGAGAAAUACACACGGAUAUUGCGUUACGUUGACAAGGAGGUGGAUCGCAUACUGAAAACAUUUCGCAAGCAACGAGACGAUCCCCCGCUGGCGAGAAACUUCCCGCCCAUUGCCGGACGCAUCCAUUGGUGUCGGGCAUUGAGUCUUCAUCUAACAGAGCUCAUAGAUGCGGUGAUGGAUCAUGCGGUGCUGAGUACCCUGCCCAUGGCUAAGGACUUGGACAUGCGAUUCCACAACGUCUUGGGAGUGCUCCAGGAGUACGAGGACGAAAUUGUAUCCAUAUGGCUGGAUCAAGACGUCAGCGUUGCCGAUGCCUGCCUCCUGCAGCCACUACUUUGCCUGCAGGGGGACAAAUUGUUUGUCAAUCUACACCCCACAAUACCAUUGCUGAUCAGAGAAGCCAAAAUGCUGGCCAAGCUAAAGAUCGAGCUGCCGAUUGUGGCCGCCACUCUGAUGAGUCGCCAGCAGUAUUUCAUCACCAUACAGGACUCGUUAAAUUGUCUCAUCAAAAUGUUUCUUUCAACGGUCCGGGCUGUGAAGCUGGAGGUGCGUCCUUUGUUUCUGCCUCAAUUGGUGCGUUUGACGGCGAUGCUGAAGCCAGGACUACAUACCAUAAAUUGGACCAACCAAAACUGGACUGAAUUCUAUGAGCGCUGCAAGCAGGCCAUCGAGAACUUUGAGGUUCUCGUGGCCCGUGUUCAUGACAUCUAUUCCAAUCGCAUACUCCAUGUGCUCAUGUGGAUGCAGGACGUCUCGUUGCAAAUAUUACCAGCAGACGAUGAGAUCUGGACAGUUGAUGAGUUUCUGGAGCGCAGCGAGGAGGCCUGCCGGAAAGCGGCCAUCGAACUGAAUCGUAAAAGUCAAAUGGUCUCCGAGGCGGUGGAAGAGGUUCUAAGUUUGGUGGACAAGGCAACGGCCACAUUCAAGGAGAUAGCAGGGGAUGAUGUGACGACCCUCUUCGAUGCAGUCUCUCCAAAAGGAGAGGCCACUGGAUCAGGCGGACGAAAAGCUGAAGACAGUGCAGGAGCAGCUGCUGCUGGCACCACAAGUGGAGGCGGUGGUGGAGGCGGCGGCGGUGGCGGAGGGCAGCAGCAGGACUGGAGUAUCUUGUGGUCUUGCUUUGAGAAUCCCCUGUCGCUGCUGUCGACCACAGAAAGCCUGCCCAAGGGCAUGCAGGAUAUGGUGUGCAAUGCGGUGGUCGAGAUGCGUCGCUAUUACAGCCGCAAGGUCAUUGACGUACUGAUAAAGGUCAUUCGAGCCGCACUGGAUACACUGAGACGUCGAUUCAUUGCCGAUGAGAAUGAGACGGUUUUCAAAAAGCCGAUAUUUGCGCUGCACGCGCAGCUGCAGAUACCCCAUGUGGUUAUCAAACCGAGUCUGGACGAGCUGCAGGACAUUUUGGUGACGGCUGGCAAGAACAUCACGGGCAUUGCGAAGGGUGUGGCUCAGUGGAGCAGCGGCAAAGAUCCGCCGCAAGUUUCGAUGACGGUGACGCAGCCGCGCGUCGGACGCAACCACAACGAGGCCUCUGGCGGCGCCGGCGGAAAGAGUCGACGUCGCAAAAUCUAUUGUCUGGCCUCCGAGGAACGACCACAGAUGCCGCACAUGCUGAAAAGCUUCUACUCGGCCAUCAUGGAUAACAAAGAGGUGGCCAAGGCUGUCAACCAGCUCUCCAGCUGCACGAAGAACGUAAAGCCAGAGAUUCAAACGUACAUCAAGCGCUGGAAGCCCUACCACUUCCUGUGGAAGAACGAUCGCACCACUCGUCAGCUCAUGGAGUUUGGCCUGCAGGAGUUCGAGACCACCCUGCGCUGUCUAUCCGAUCUGGAUGCCAAUCUGCUGAUUGAGCCAGACAUGGAGGUCUUUGGACAGUGCGUGGCAGUGUAUAAUGAAAGGCUCAAGUAUGGUUUGGCCAUUGAAAUCAAAUCCUGCAACCACAAAAUUGGACAGGCUAUGAAGAAGAAGUACAAGAAGGAAAUGGACUAUGUUUAUGCCGUAAUCAAUGAAAUGGAUCGUAAGCUGGACAGGCCUAUACGUGACUUGGAUGAUGUGCGCAUGAUAAUGGAGACUUUGGGUAAGAUUCGUGAGCAGGAGGUGGACAUGGAACUUCGAAUAGAUCCGAUAGAGGAAGCAUUCAAUGUCCUGACGCGCUAUGAGGUGCAAGUGGAGCGUGACCAGUUCGACCUGGUGGACAAUUUGCGGGCCACAUUCCAGAACUUGUUGGCUGGGGCACUGCAGGCACAGGUGAAGCUGCUGGACAUGCAGCCGGCCUUCCAGGAUGACUUGCGCACCAAUUUGGACAACUUCAAGCAGGACAAGAUCUCGUACGUGACGGAGUAUCGGACGGCGGGUCCUAUGCAGGCGGGGCUGACGCCGAGAGAGGCCUCCGACCGGCUGAUACUGUUCCAGAACCGCUUCGAAGGCAUGUGGCGACGCCUGCAGACGUACCAGAGUGGCGAGGAACUCUUCGGUCUGCCGCAAACGGACUAUCCAGAGCUGGGGCAGAUACGCAAGGAACUGAACCUGCUGCAGAAACUGUACAAACUGUAUAACGAUGUGAUUGACAGAGUGAGCAGCUACUACGACAUACCCUGGAAUGAGGUGGACAUUGAGGAGAUCAACAACGAGUUGAUGGAGUUCCAAAACCGCUGCCGGAAGCUGCCGAAGGGACUGAAGGAGUGGCCCGCUUUCCAUGCUCUGAAGAAGACAAUCGAUGACUUUAACGAUAUGUGCCCCCUACUGGAGUUGAUGGCGAAUAAAGCCAUGAAGCCACGCCACUGGCAACGGAUCAUGGACGUUACUCGCUACAUCUUCGAGUUCGACUCGGAGGGUUUCUCGCUCAAGAACAUAUUGGAGGCGCCGCUGCUCAAGCACAAGGAGGACAUCGAGGACAUUUGCAUCAGUGCCAUGAAGGAGAAGGACAUCGAAGCCAAGCUGAAGCAGGUGACCAAUGAGUGGUCCGUGCACGAGCUGCAAUUCAUGAGCUUCAACAAUCGCGGCGAACUCCUGCUGCGCGGCGACACUACGGCCGAAACGAUUGGCCAAUUGGAGGACAGCCUGAUGGUGCUGGGAUCCCUCCUAUCCAACCGAUACAACGCUCCGUUUCGGAAGCAGAUACAGCAGUGGGUCUAUGACCUCUCCAACUCGAAUGAGAUACUGGAGCGGUGGCUCUUGGUGCAGAACAUGUGGGUCUAUCUGGAGGCAGUGUUUGUUGGGGGCGAUAUUGCGAAGCAACUGCCGAAGGAGGCGAAAAGGUUUUCGAAAAUAGACAAAUCCUGGCAAAAAAUCAUGCAGCGAGCCCACGAGACACCCGGCGUUGUGGCUUGCUGCGUCGGUGAUGAUUUGCUUAAACAGUUGCUGCCUCAUCUGCAGGAGCAACUGGAGAUUUGUCAGAAAUCCUUGAGUGGUUAUCUAGAGCGCAAGCGCAUGAUGUUUCCACGUUUCUUCUUUGUGUCAGAUCCUGCACUGCUUGAGAUACUGGGUCAGGCUUCCGAUUCGCAUACCAUACAAAACCACCUCCUGAAUAUUUUCGACAACACAAAGUCGGUGAAGUUCCACGACGUCGAGUACAACAAAAUGAUGGCCAUCAUAAGCAGCGAGGGCGAGAUGAUCCAGCUGGAUCGCGCCAUCCGUGCGGAGGGCUCUGUCGAGACAUGGCUAACUCAAUUGCUGGUCACAGCACAGCAGUCACUGCACUCGAUCAUUCGCACCGCCUAUGCGACCAUUAACGAUCCAAACUUCACCCUCCUCAGCUUCCUCGAGAAGGCGCCGGCCCAGAUUGGCCUGCUCGGCAUUCAAAUGGUUUGGACGCGAGAUGCAGAAAUGGCUCUGAUGCAGGCCAGACAUGAGAGGAAGGUCAUGUCCGAGACAAAUAACAAGUUCCUCGAGAUCCUCAACACACUCAUCGACCAAACCACUCGCAAUCUGACAAAGCGCGAGCGCACAAACUUCGAGACCCUGAUCACCAUUCAUGUGCAUCAGCGCGAUAUCUUCGAUAUUUUGUGCCGCAUGAACAUCAAAUCAGCAAACGACUUCGAGUGGCUCAAGCAAUGCCGCUUCUACUUCAAAGAGGAUCUGGACAAGACCUGGAUAUCGGUUACCGAUGUCACAUUUACCUACCAGAACGAAUAUCUUGGCUGCACAGAUCGACUGGUUAUCACACCAUUGACAGAUCGUUGCUAUAUCACUUUGGCCCAGGCUCUUACCCUGUCCAUGGGGGGAGCGCCAUGCGGGCCGGCUGGCACUGGAAAAACGGAAACCGUCAAGGAUAUGGGCAAAACGUUGGCCAAGUAUGUUGUCGUCUUUAAUUGCUCCGAUCAAAUGGAUUACAGAGGGCUGGGACGCAUAUAUAAGGGUCUGGCCCAGUCUGGAAGCUGGGGCUGCUUCGAUGAGUUCAACCGCAUCGAGCUGCCGGUUCUUUCAGUGGCCGCUCAACAAGUGGCCGUCGUGCUGACGGCCAAGAAGGAGAAGAAGAAAACUUUCCUGUUCACAGAUGGAGAUACGAUUGAAAUGAAUCCAGAAUUUGGAAUAUUCAUAACUAUGAAUCCCGGGUACGCGGGUCGCAAAGAGUUGCCCGAGAAUCUGAAAAUACAGUUCCGGACCGUGGCGAUGAUGGUGCCGGACAGACAGAUAAUCAUCCGCGUGAAGCUGGCCAGCUGCGGUUUCCUGGAGAACAUAACGCUGGCCCGGAAGUUCUACACACUGUACAAGCUGUGCGAGGAGCAGCUGACGAAGCAGGUCCACUACGACUUCGGUCUGAGGAACAUACUCUCCGUGCUGCGUACGCUCGGGGCAGCCAAGCGGAGGAACUCAAAGGACACUGAGAGCACCAUUGUGAUGCGCGUCCUCCGCGACAUGAAUCUCUCCAAGCUGAUUGAUGAUGAUGAGCCGCUGUUCCUCUCGUUGGUGUCCGACUUGUUUCCCAAUCAGACUCUCGAGAAUACCAACUAUCCGGAGUUGGAGGCUGCCAUUCUCCAGCAAACAGACGAGGCCAGUCUGAUCUAUCAUCCGCCCUGGGUCCUGAAGCUUAUACAGUUGUACGAGACACAGAACGUACGCCAUGGCAUCAUGACCCUGGGCCCGAGUGGAGCGGGCAAAACCACCUGCAUCCACACCCUAAUGAAGGCCAUGACCCAAAUGGGGGAAAACCAUCGCGAGAUGCGGAUGAACCCCAAGGCGAUCACAGCAGCCCAAAUGUUUGGACGCCUCGAUGUGGCCACCAAUGACUGGACCGAUGGCAUCUUCUCGGCCCUGUGGCGCAAGACCCUCAAGCUGAAGGCAGGCGAAAAUGUGUGGCUGGUGCUCGAUGGUCCAGUGGACAGUAUUUGGAUAGAGAACCUCAACUCCGUGCUGGAUGACAACAAAACCUUGACUCUGGCCAAUGGCGAUCGCCUAACGAUGGCGCCAACCGUUAAGAUUAUCUUCGAGCCGCACAACAUCGACAAUGCCUCACCCGCUACUGUUUCACGCAACGGCAUGGUUUACAUGAGCUCUUCUGGCCUGGAUGCACGACCGAUUGUUCAGGCCUGGCUAAAGAAUCGCGCGCCUGGCGAAAAGUCCACGUUUUCCGAUCUGUUCGAUGAGACAUUUGUCGAGGUACACAACUGGGGGGCACAAAUGGUGAAGCUUCAGAUGCCAGUCCUGCAGUGCAACAUAGUGCAGCAGAUGCUGUUCAUUCUGGAGGGCUUGAUACCCGUCAAGAAGGAGGACGAACAGGCUGUGAGCCUCUCGAGCAAGGAGAGCCAUGAUGAGGAUCUGCCCAUUGAGAGCGUUGUCGAGGAGAAAGAGGACACCUGUACACCGGAACACUUGCACCGCUUGUAUAUAUUCGCUCUGGCCUGGGGCCUGGGGGGUUACCUCUCAACAACCGAUCGCGUUCGAAUGAAUAUCUUUGUGAAGGAAUCCUUUCCGCACCUCGACUAUCCGAAGGGUAGUGCUAGCGAGAACACCAUAUUCGACCAUUUCGUUUCUCCAACGGGCGUGUGGCAGUCGUGGAAGACGCUCGUCACACCCUACAUGUAUCCGGAGCUUUCCACACCAGACUACUUGAGUAUUUUGGUGCCCAUUGUGGAUAAUGUGCGUAUCGACUAUCUAAUCGGAACCAUUGCCAAUCAGGAGCGCGCCGUGAUGGUCAUCGGCGAACAGGGUACCGGGAAGACAGUGAUCAUGAAGAACUUCAUGAAGAAGAUGAACAUUGAGACGUACAUGGGGCGAUCCUUCAACUUCUCGUCGGCCACCAGCCCCUACCAGUUCCAGCGCACCAUCGAGAGCUAUGUGGAGAAGCGUGUGGGCGUCACCUUUGGGCCCCCUGGUGGCCGCAAGCUGAUCGUCUUCAUAGACGACAUCAAUCUGCCCGAGAUCAAUGAGUGGGGCGAUCAGGUGACCAAUGAAAUUGUGCGCCAGUCCAUGGACAUGAAGGGCUUCUACAGCCUGGAGAAGCCCGGCGACUUUACCACCAUUGUGGAUGUACAGUAUGUGGCGGCCAUGGGGCUGCCCGGCGGCGGUCGCAACGACAUACCGUCGCGUCUCAAGCGUCAGUUCUGCGUCUUCAACUGCAACAUACCCGACAACGACUCCAUUGAUAAGAUCUUCCGCGUUAUCGGUGAGGGCCACUACAAUGCCAAGCGCGGCUUUGUGCCCGAGAUUCGCAAUUUAGUGAAGAAACUGAUCGUGGUCACGCGGCACCUGUGGCAGCGCACACGCGAGAAGCUGCUGCCCACGCCAGCGAAGUUCCACUACGUGUUCAGUCUGCGCGACCUGUCGCGCAUCUGGCAGGGCAUGGUUGGCACCUUAUCCACAGUGAUCACCUCCGAGAGCGUGCUCAUGGCGCUGUGGAAGCAUGAGUGCACGCGAGUAUUUGCCGACCGAUUCACCACGUUCCAGGAUAGGGAGUGGUUCGGCUCAGAGCUGGCAUGUCUCGUGCGAGAGGAGUUGGGCGAUGCCCAUUCCCAAAUGAUCAUACCCAAUCCGGUAUUCGUCGAUUUUAUGCGCGACGCCCCCGAGCCGACCGGCGAGGAGGGCGAGGACACCGACAUGGAGCUGCCGAAAGUGUACGAGCCGGUACACUCUCAUGAAGUGCUACGCGAGCGUCUCGUUAUGUUCCUCGCCCAGUUCAAUGAAAUGGUGCGAGGAUCUGGAAUGGAUUUGGUGUUCUUCCCGGAUGCAAUGCUGCAUCUGGUGAAGAUCUCCCGCAUCAUUCGGCAUCCGAGAGGAUCGGUCAUGCUUGUCGGGGUCGGCGGUUCUGGAAAGCAGUCGCUUACGAAAUUGGCAUCGUUUAUAGCUGGCUACAAGACCUUCCAAAUUGCGUUGACGCGUUCGUACAAUGUGGCCAAUUUUCUAGAGGAUCUAAAGCUGCUCUACCGCACCUGCGGCGUGCAGGGGAAGGGCACAACCUUUCUCUUCACUGACAUGGAUAUCAAAGAGGAAGGUUUCCUCGAGUAUCUCAAUAACAUACUCUCGAGCGGUGUCAUAUCGAAUCUAUUCUCGCGCGAUGAGCAGGCCGAAAUCGUGCAAGAGCUGACGCCGGUCAUGAAACGCGAAAAUCAACGCAAAACAGCGACCCCGGAAAGUGUGAUGGACUUUUUUCUGGCGCGCACCUGCACCAAUCUGCACGUGGCCUUCUGUUUCUCGCCCGUGGGUGAGACUUUUCGGUCGCGGGUGCAGCGCUUUCCCGCCUUGGUCUCCGGCUGCACCAUUGACUGGCUGCAUCCGUGGCCCAAGGACGCCCUGGUUUCGGUUGCCAGACACUUUCUGAGCCACUUCGAAAUUGAGUGUACGUCGGCCGUCAAGGAAGAGCUGGUUAAUGCGCUCGGCUCCAUACAGGACAUUGUCGCCGAAACGUCACAGGAGUACUUCCAGCGUUUCCGUCGCGCCACGCACGUGACACCCAAAUCUUAUCUGAACUUCAUUGCCGGCUACAAGAAUAUCUAUCAGAUGAAGCAGCAAGAGCUGCGCGAUGGUGUGGAGAAGAUGGAUACGGGCUUGGAGAAACUGAAAGAGGCCUCCGCCUCGGUUGAGAUCCUCAAGAAAGACCUCGUGGUCAUGGAGGAGGAGCUGGUCGAAGCCUCCAAGAACGCUGAAUCGGUGCUGGUGGAGGUGACGGAGCGUGCGAUGCAAGCGGAGAUUGUCAAGAAUCAGGUCCUCAUCGUCAAGGAUAAGGCAGAGGCCCUCGUUGCCUGCAUUGCCCACGAGAAGGCCCUGGCCGAGGAGAAGCUCGAGGCGGCCAAGCCGGCCCUCGAGGAGGCCGAGAACGCCCUCAACACGAUCAAGCCGGCGCACAUAGCCACCGUGCGUAAGCUGGGACGACCCCCCCACCUCAUUAUGCGGAUAAUGGACUGCGUCUUAAUCCUGUUCAAGCGUAAGCUGCACCCGUGCAUACCCGACUCGGGUACACCGUGCCCCAAGCCCUCGUGGCAAGAGUCACUCAAGAUGAUGGCCAGUGCCACAUUUUUGCUGCAACUGCAAAACUACCCGAAGGACACCAUCAACGACGAGAUGAUCGACCUGCUGCAGCCGUACUUUCGCAUGGAGGACUACAACAUGGACAUGGCUCGACGUGUGUGCGGUGAUGUCGCCGGUCUGCUCUCCUGGACCAAGGCCAUGUCCUUCUUCCACAGCGUGAACAAAGAGGUACUGCCCCUGAAAGCCAAUCUAACCAUGCAAGAGGCGCGCCUAAAGCUUGCAAUGGACGAUUUGGCCGGGGCCGAGGAACAGCUUCGAGAGCGUGAGGAUGCCCUGCAGGCGGUAAAGGAUCAGUACGACAAGGCCGUGGGGGAGAAGCAACGACUGAUGGACGCGGCCAAUGUCUGCCUGCGGAAAAUGACCGCAGCCACGGCCCUGAUCAAUGGGCUUUCGGACGAGAAGCAUCGCUGGACCAACCAGAGCAAGGAGUUCAAGAUUCAGCUGGGAAAACUGGUGGGCGAUGUGCUCCUGGCCACCGGCUUUCUCUCCUACUGCGGGCCCUACAACCAGGAGUUUCGGGCCAACCUCAUCAAGACCUGGAUGGGCAUACUGAAGCAGAAGAAUAUUCCCUUCACCAUUGGACUGAACAUCAUAAACAUGCUGGUCGAUUCUUCGACGGUGUCGGAAUGGACACUCCAGGGGCUGCCGAACGACGAGCUGUCCGUGCAGAACGCCCUGAUAGCCACCAAGUCCAGCAGCUAUCCGUUGCUGGUCGAUCCGCAGACGCAGGGGAAGAUCUGGAUCAAGUGCAAGGAGGAUCGCAAUGAGCUGCAGAUCACCUCCCUGAAUCACAAGUACUUUCGCACCCACCUCGAGGACUCGCUCUCGCUGGGCAGGCCGCUGCUGAUCGAGGACGUGGGCAUCGAUCUGGACCCGGUUAUAGACAAUGUCCUGGAGAAGAACUUCAUCAAGUCGGGCAGCAUUGAGAAGGUGCUUGUCGGCGACAAGGAGUGCGACGUAAUGCCCGGGUUCAUGCUCUACAUUACCACAAAGCUACCGAAUCCCGCCUUCAGUCCUGAGGUCAGUGCCAAGACCUCGAUCAUUGAUUUCACGGUCACUAUGCGUGGUCUGGAGGAUCAACUCCUGGGUCGGGUCAUCCUAAUGGAAAAGUCGGAUCUCGAAGCGGAGCGAGUGGCGCUCUUCGAGACCGUCAUGCAGAACCAGCGCAACAUGAAGGAGCUGGAGGCGAACCUCCUGCUGCGCCUGAGCUCCUCCCAAGGAUCUCUGGUGGACGACGAGGCCUUAAUCGAAGUACUGCGGGUGACCAAGACCACAGCCGAGGAAGUCAACCAAAAACUAAAGAUUUCCGAGGUGACGGAGCGCAAAAUAAUGAAGGCACGCGAGGAGUUUCGGGCGGUGGCGAAGCGAGGAUCAAUCCUCUACUUUCUGAUUGUCGAAAUGAGCAACGUGAACGCCAUGUACCAGAACUCCCUCAAGCAAUUCCUCGUCAUCUUCAACCACUCGAUAACCAAGUCGACAAAGUCCAGUGUCACGGAGGAGCGCAUCAACAUUAUCCUGCGAUAUCUCACCUACGAGGUGUACAAGUUCACGAACCGCAGCCUCUAUGAGCGGCACAAGCAACUGUUUACCCUGAUGCUGGCCAUCAAGAUCGACUAUCACAACGAGAACAUCAGUCACGAGGAGUUCUUGACGUUCAUCAAGGGCGGGGCCUCACUGGAUCUGAACGCUGUCACCCCAAAGCCCUUCCGCUGGAUCCUGGACAUCACCUGGCUCAAUCUGGUGGAGAUCAGCAAGCUGGAGACCUUUUCCACAGUUCUGCAGGUGAUUGAACUGAACGAGCGUGACUGGCGCACGUGGUACGAGUGCGAGAAGCCCGAGUACGAGGAAAUCCCCUGUGGCUACAAUGCCCUUCUGGACAGCUUUCGAAAACUGCUACUCAUUCGCUCCUGGUGCCCCGAUCGGACCAUAUCUCAGGCCAAGAAGUAUAUAGAAGAAUCUUUGGGAGGCGAGUACAGUGAGAUGCAGAUUCUGGAUUUGGAGGAAAUGUGGCUGGAGUCGGAGCCACGCACGCCCUUUGUGUGUCUUCUCUCCAUAGGAUCCGAUCCCACCACCCAAAUUGGGGCCUUGGCCAAGCAGAAGAGCAUAGGCCUAAAAUCUGUAUCGAUGGGACAGGGACAGGAGUACCAUGCCCGCAAAAUGAUAAUGGAAUCGAUGUCCACCGGCGGCUGGGUUCUGCUCCAAAACGUGCAUCUGUCGCUGCCCUUUUGCACCGAGAUUAUCGACAUGCUGGUGGAGUCGGAGCAUAUCGACGAGUCCUUCCGCAUGUGGGUCACCACUGAGCCGCACACCGAGUUUCCGAUUGGAUUGCUGCAAAUGGCUCUCAAGUUCACAAACGAACCACCCCAGGGGAUACGGGCCAGUCUAAAGCGCAGCUACCAGUCGUUCACCCAGGACUUCCUUGAUUACACCUCAGCCUCGCAGUGGCCCCCGCUGCUGUACACGGUGGCCUUUCUGCACACCAUCGUCCAGGAGCGACGAAAGUUCGGCCCUCUCGGCUGGAAUGUACCCUACGAAUUCAAUCAGGCCGACUUCGCGGCCAGCGUGCAGUUUGUCCAGAACCACCUGGACGAAAUGGAUCCCAAGAAAGGUGUCUCCUGGCAGACCCUGGUCUACAUGAUUGGAGAAGUCCAGUACGGGGGCCGGGUGACCGAUGACUUUGACAAGCGCCUGCUCACGACCUUCACCGCGGUCUGGUUCUGCGAGCAACUGCUGUCGAACUCCUUCGAGUUCUACAAGGGCUACAAGGUGCCGGGCACGAAGAGCCUUCAGGGCUUUAUCGAUUACAUAAACAGCUUGCCGGCGUACGAUACCCCAGAGGUGUUUGGCUUGCAUUCGAACGCCGACAUCACGUAUCAGAUAAAUUCAGCGAAAGGCAUCCUGGACACAAUACUGAGCGUACAGCCGAAGGAGGGUGGCGGCGGCGGGGGCGAAACAAGGGAGAGCAUUGUCUACCAACUGGCAGAUGACAUGCUACGCAAGCUCCCCGCCCAAUACAAUGCCUACGAUGUGCGUGAGAAUCUCAAUCGAAUGGGCAUCUUGUUGCCGAUGAACAUAUUUUUAAGACAAGAAAUCGAUCGAAUGCAGAGGGUUAUUAAGCGCGUGCACACCUGCCUCUGCGAUCUGAAGCUGGCCAUUGACGGUACCAUUGUGAUGAGUCCCGCCCUAAAGGAGUCCCUGGAUGCUAUGUACGAUGCCCGCAUACCAGAGACCUGGAUGAAGAUAUCCUGGGAGUCCACGACGCUGGGCUUUUGGUACACAGAGCUUCUCGAGCGCAACGGACAAUUUCGUACAUGGAUAUCAACGGAUCGUCCGAAGGUAUUUUGGAUGACAGGGUUCUUCAAUCCCCAAGGCUUUCUGACUGCUAUGCGGCAGGAAGUAACGCGAGCACACAAGGGCUGGGCACUGGACUCGGUUGUGCUGCAGAAUCAAAUAACGCGCUAUAACCGAGAAGACAUCACGGAGUAUCCAACGGAAGGAGUGUACGUCCACGGACUGUUUCUCGAGGGCGCCUCAUUGGAUCGGCGAAGCGGCAAGCUGAUGGAGUCCAAAAUGAAGGUCCUGUACGAGCAGAUGCCCGUCAUUUACAUAUACGCCAUAAACACCACAGCUGGAAAAGAUCCGAAACUCUACGAGUGCCCCAUCUACCGAAAGCCCCAGCGAACGGACCUCAAGUAUGUGGGCUCGAUUGACUUCGAGACCGAAUUCAAUCCCAAGCACUGGACCCUGCGUGGCGUGGCCCUGCUCUGCGACAUCAAGUAGAGAGCCCAAAGCCCAAAGUCAUUCUUUGCCCGUGUCCGUGCCUUUGUUUGCCGUCAUGUCAACUGCUCCACGAGACAGAGGGAGAGUACGUGAGUGGGGCUGCUAAUGGCAAUGUGAUAAUUAUCUUAUUUUUUGGGGCGAGCGUUCAAGUUUCGUGUAAUCUAGCGACUAGCGCAAAUACAACAAUAUUAAUUGGACCCUCGGGUGAGGACCAAAGAGACACACACCACGAGCACAGUUAUUAGCCUGUAAAACCAUUUGUUAGCCAACAAUAAAGACGCGUUUUCUCAUAGGGAGAGACAGAGAUCAGCACGUGAACUGCACGUGGGACCAUACGUGGAAUAAAUUAAAUAUAUAUCU
This is a messenger RNA of Drosophila persimilis, 14484 nucleotides long. RefSeq names its product dynein heavy chain 5, axonemal (gene Dhc1). NCBI's taxonomy places the organism in Eukaryota, Metazoa, Arthropoda, Insecta, Diptera, Drosophilidae. The transcript is spliced from 34 exons. Gene Ontology annotation, cellular component: dynein complex. Gene Ontology annotation, molecular function: ATP binding; minus-end-directed microtubule motor activity; dynein light intermediate chain binding. The record is from RefSeq and is a predicted model, not a curated record. Gene Ontology annotation, biological process: microtubule-based movement. The coding region runs from base 1 to 14124 and encodes 4707 amino acids.